CGUUGCAAAAUCAGAAACAGCUGUGGGACGGAUUUGGCACUCAGUGAAUCGCAUGUUCUGAUAUUUUGCUGUAUAAAUGUGUCCUAGUUCAGAAAUUAGUGCCGUGAAUGAUGCUGCUGUGAUUGCAUGGUCACCCCGGAGGUUGUUAGGUACUUGCUGUGGAUCGUGUGAAGUGUAUAGUGUCCUGGUGUAACAAAAACAACAUGAACAACGGCCUAAACACGGUGAACAACCAGUGACAAGACGAAAACAAAGCGGGGAGCAUGUGGACUAAAUUAUCUGUUUAAUUUUUGGCCAAAUCAUUUGUGUAUUUAGUCCUCCCAGCCAACCAGCACCGCUGAAAUUGGCAAAUCAUCUUUGUUCUUAAAAGAUUUAAAAUGGAUUCAAAUUCUGUUCAAACUAGUGGCCUGAUUGAGAAUGCCAACAAUUUGUUGCAAGGUGUAGCAGACAGCUUUGGGGGUGUGAAGGUCACGCUAGCAGCAGAGCAGUGGAGCUCAGUGGAGGACUUUGGCAAAAGAUUAGAAGACUCCGUGGAAUAUUGGAAGUCCCUGUGUAAGAGAGGCAUCUGGUUGAAGAUAUCUCUUCAGGAGACUGAACUUAUUCCUGAAGCUGUCAAGCACAAGUUUGUCUUCCACCAUGCGCAGCCAUCGUACGUCAUGAUGAUAAGAUGGUUGCCUAGCGACGAGCCCAAUCAGCUUCCAGGCUAUUCCCACACUUACAUAGGGGUUGGAGGUUUUGUGACCAAUGACAACAACCAGCUGCUGGUCAUCAAGGAGAAGUACAAUCACGGCAAGAAGCCUAUGUGGAAGCUACCCGGAGGACAUUCAGACCUUGGGGAGGAGCUUGCUGAAACGGCCAAGAGGGAGGUUCUUGAGGAGACGGGCAUCAAGGCCGAGUUUGUUUCUAUCCUGAGUUUCCGCCACCAGCACAAGUACCGGUUCGGCCUCUCCGAUAUUUACUUUGUCUGUCACAUGAAAGCACUGACCACUGAGAUCACUGCUUGCCCUCAAGAGAUAGAGGAAUGUAAAUGGAUGGAUUUGGAUGAAUAUUUAGUCAACCCAGAAGUGUCCGACUUCAACCAGAAGAUUGCUCGCUGCUUCGUUCAGUACCGUGAUGGCGAUCCCAAGCCCAGUAUCCAGCCUGAUCCAGUCUGGUCAUCAUUCCAGAAUGUAUACCAGCUACUCUACUCCAUUCACACCGAGGGAUCGAAACCAGACUAGCAAGGGAGCGUCCUCGAGUGGAACCAAAGUAGGGUCCGCCCAUAGUGAGAAUCUUUCAAGAAGCCAUUUUAAAAGUUUAAAAAUGGUUUUUGGUAAUGUCAUGUGCAGUGAAUCCUGGUGUUGUUGCAAUGCAUUUUUUCUAUCUCAGGAUCAUUGUAAAGCAAAGCCACUGAAUUUACAAGUACCUCGGACCAGAAUCCUACCUUUUUGUGCGCUAGGAAAUUGUGCUUUUCUGAUCACCUGAUUUGCUGGAAGAGUGACAACUGUCAAAAAUGUCUGAGCUUAUCUUGGCUUUAAAACCAAAAAGUGCAGUUCAAAUGAACAUCAAUUCACACUUCUUCACAGUAUGUACUUGUUUGAUAAGCGGGCAAAACACUUCAAACAUUAGUUUAUAAAUACAGUAGUGAAAAUGGACUUUGUUGACUUGAUGGGAAUGAUUACACAUUGAGCAUCUUUAAGAAAAUCCAAACAAGACAUCUGCAAAAGCAACAAAUCAGUAAGGCACUGUUGGAAAGAGGCACAAACGUCCCAUCUGUAUUAAACAGGUUUUGGAUGGUUUAGACCGUUGAAAAUCAGCAGGGCAGUGUUAGGGAUGAGUCCAUCACAAGUGUCUUUCACAAGUCCUUUCAGGAGACCAGUCAUAUACAUGUACCCAUGUACAAGGUAAAAUAGUGACAAAGGACGUGUUUCUGUCAGCAGUUAAAUGCUGAAUUUUUUACGAGGGGGGCUGGGUCACUUCACUGUUGACAGUCAAAGAGAUGCAGUGAGAGAAACGUUGCUCCUGCCAAUGUUUUGGAAACAUCAUCAGCAUUGUAUUCAACUUCAGAAGUCCCCUGCACAUUGCAAUGCAAUGUACGUAUUAGUCUUUGAAAGUGUCGGUGCUCAGGAGUACAACACCAGAGGUGAAUCCAAUCAGGUAUCUACAUGUAGGCCGCCACUGGCCAGACCUGCACAGAAAGACUUCAGCUGUAUGAAUUACCUGACCGUACCUUGAAGGUAGCAUGGACCAUUUGUGCAUUUGGGGGGGGGGUUGGAAGGCACAAAACUGCACAAAUUUACCUCAGUGCUUAUUUCUACCUAUUAAACCAACCUGAUGAAGUUUUAGUUUUGUGAAAACCUCACGAUUCAAGAAACAAGCAGUAUUUCUAGGUCUUGUGACUCAGUUCAAAACUUGCCAUGUCUGACUUUUCACCUUUUAUCCUUAACCAUACGGUAAUUGUAACGUCAGGUGGAAUAACUACGUACAAGGGAGUUUAGCACGUUACUAUGUUAAAACCAAGUACAUGUACAGUUGUUAAUGAUGUUACCAAUAGCUACAAAUGGUCCAUUCCACCUUUUAAGCUGACACAAUGUGGGUUGCAGUUACUGGGACAGAUCUGUGCAGAGUUGCAAAGUGGGAAAAAUGAGUGACAGAGACUUUUAUGUGAAUUUAGAAAAUGGAGGAAAAAUGAUAUGUACAGACAUCAGUGUUGUGAAAUUGCUAUCUUUCGAGAUGUGUAUGUAAAUAUUACACAAACAGAUACAUGUAUAUGAAUAUGCAUAUGUGCACGUAAAUAAAUAUAUGUGUACAUGAAUAUGUACCUACAGUACAAUUUACCAUGUGUGCAUAGUCUGUUCAACCUUCAAAUUGUUGGAGGAUUCAGGGCCGCCAGGGUUUGUACUGUGAUUGCAAGUGUGACAGUCUUGCCAUAAAUUCUUCUGUGGAUCAGAAAAUGUGUGUAAAAUGAUUUUAAUUAAUACAUGUAGGGGUUAAUUCACAAUACAGUGUGGGGAAUGGAAUUGGUCAACCAUUUCCCACAAUGCACUUUGAAAAAUGGCCUUUCUACAGCACCCUUUUGGUGGCCCAAAUCACCUGUAUUUCUUAAACCUGAUAGUAUGUUUUUUAAGGCUCUGAUCUGUUACAACCAAUAUGUUAGUAUUACUGCAAUCAAAAGCAUUGUGGAUACCUUCUGGAUGACAUAAAGCCAUGGAAACUAAAUGAGAACCCAUUUAUCCAAUCAGUGCAGUUACAGGGUUUCUUGAUGGCUGGACAGUGGGUGCUCCCAUUUGGGACUGUAAGUGUACAGUAGUUUUAUUACAUCUCAGCCACUGAGGAGACAAAAUGUGGUUUGUUGAAAGGCUAGGUCACUGGAAAGCACAUUCUUUGCAUACAUUGUGCACAUGUACAAUUUCCGCAGUUCAUGCUGUGCAGGGAUUCAAUGCCUUUACACUGUAGACCUAUAUAUCCAUGCAUAUUAUCAGACCAAUAAUCAUUGUGUCAGUGUUGAUUUGUAUGACUGUCAGAAAGAUACUAUUGUGUGGGAACUUUCAGUUCAGUCAUCUAUAAGGAACAGGUCAUGUCAGAGGUCAAAGUUGAUCACCACAGGGAGUGUAUUCAGAGGAAAUGCAACUUUCCAUUCGGAAAAAUGGUUUAAAGAGCAUUUUUAGAAUUAUAGAUUCAAUUUAUGCAGAUACAUGUAUUUACAAUUGAGUGUAUGCAUGCACAGAUCAGUAUCUACCUCAUGUACAAAACAUAAUUUCACUGUAUAGAUUGUACAAGUGAUUUUUAAAUGAUUUUCUAACAGUUUCUGCAUGUUUACAUUUGUACAUGUAUGACAAAAGUUACAGUCCCUUUAAAGUUGGUUUUUCCUGAAAAUUAUUGUAGAACUUGUCUAAAGGUUUCUGUGUAUCUUGUUACCAACCAACAUCACCAACUUUAAUGCUGAUUUCAGAAUAAAUCUUCAUUGUUUUGAUGGCACCUUGAAAGGUAGGCUGGACCAUCUUGCCUCUUGUUUAGUUUUUAUGGGAGGUGCAGAAUUGCUGAAAAUUUAAGACACCUGCAUAUUACCACUGACCCAUUGAAAUUUUAGCUGUUGAUUUUAUGAAUCUAACACAGUUUGAGGGUGGAUAGUUGAUUUUACCUCCCAGGAAUAUUGAAUUCAACUAGUUUUGGAACUACACGGUAGCUUUUCAACCAGUGCCAUUGCUGUCUUUCAAACAAGUGUGAUUUGUAAGGAUAAUUUGGUCACCUUUGGUUUUUAGAUACCUGCAGUGGUCUGCUCUACCUUUUACAAAAAUCAUUAAAUUCAUUGUCAAAAUCUUUAUUAUUUAUUCAUCUUUUAUAAAUUCGAUUAAAACGUCAAGUUUGUGUUUUGUGUGUAAUUUUUAAAAUAAACACAGCGAGGGGAUUAAAUUUACUGUAUUUUGA
Messenger RNA from Acanthaster planci (crown-of-thorns starfish), 4407 nucleotides. RefSeq names its product nucleoside diphosphate-linked moiety X motif 6-like. Gene Ontology annotation, molecular function: NADH pyrophosphatase activity; NAD binding; ADP-ribose diphosphatase activity. The record is from RefSeq and is a predicted model, not a curated record. Lineage: Eukaryota; Metazoa; Echinodermata; Asteroidea; Valvatida; Acanthasteridae.